This is a messenger RNA of Cataglyphis hispanica, 3549 nucleotides long. Its product is annotated as major facilitator superfamily domain-containing protein 12-like. The transcript is spliced from 8 exons. Gene Ontology annotation, cellular component: membrane. Lineage: Eukaryota; Metazoa; Arthropoda; Insecta; Hymenoptera; Formicidae. Gene Ontology annotation, biological process: carbohydrate transport. The record is from RefSeq and is a predicted model, not a curated record. The coding region runs from base 385 to 1848 and encodes 487 amino acids. Gene Ontology annotation, molecular function: symporter activity.
UUGUUUCAAUAGAAUAAAGGAAAGAAGUGCCUUUUUUUCUAUAAAUUAGCAGAGAGAAGUAAAAUUGCGUGAAAUUCGUUCACCUUUGAUUAUAUUAUCGUUCUUAUCGACAGCGAUAAAAAGCAUGUGUCAAAAUAAGUGUCACGUGAUAGUCCAGAUGACACAAGAAUGAAGUCACACCAAUAUACAACAUGGCACAUAUCAUGAGGGAAUGAUUGAUAAAUUGAUAGGUUAAGACUCUUGAAUCUCUUUGAUUUUGAUAUGUACCGAACGAACAUAUUUUUAUCAAAAUUUAAUUAAGUGCAGCGUGUCAAAUUACACAUUUACCAGAAUAACGAAGUAACAGAAACUAGAGCUAUUUAUGCCUAAUAACGAUCUCCCACAAUGGAACCUGGUACGAGUAGCCCGACAGAUGAUUACACGGAGAUAAUACGAAAACUUCCAGUUUACUUGAAAUUAGCCUACGGCACGGGCCAUGUACUAAAUGACAUUUGUGCUUCUAUGUGGUUCACCUAUCUGCUAGUGUUCUUUCAUCUGGUUCUCGGAUUCGAUCCGACUUUGGCCGGCGCCGUGUUACUCAUCGGUCAAGUAGCGGAUGCCCUGGUCACUCCAUUUGUCGGCUUUCAAUCCGACAGGAAUGAUAACUUUUGGUUGUGCCGAUAUGGCAGGAGAAAAACGUGGCACUUGAUAGGCACCAUUUGCGUACUACUAGGAUUCCCAUUUAUAUUUUCGCAAUGCAUCGGCUGUGAAUAUGCACAUCAAUAUGCACAGUUAGUUUAUUACGCUGCUUUUGUCGUGAUCUUUCAAUUUGGUUGGGCAGCAGUACAGAUAUCACACUUAGCCUUAGUCCCAGAGCUAACGCCUUCUGAACAUGAGAGGACUGAACUCAUAGCUAUAAGAUUCACGUUUACCGUCUUCUCCAAUGUUCUCGUUUACUGUAUUAUGUGGGGCGUACUACAUGUAACGAGCGAUGCGUAUGAUACUCAGAUUGGACCUGGUGACAUUCAUAAAUUUCAAAAAGUUAUUUUAAUUGGACUAGUAGUUGGACUUAUAGCAUCCAUUAUAUUUCAUGUUGUUGUUAAGGAAGGUGCUAAUGGCGAUGCUAAUGGUAGUUUUUUACAUAGAAACGGCAGGACGGCAUUAGUGCUAUUGCGUGACUUUAGAUUGUAUCAGAUAGCUUUUGUCUACAUGCUUACACGAUUAUUCAUCAAUUUAUGCCAGAUUUAUAUGCCUUUGUAUUUACAUGAGUCACUGAAUAUGCCUGCUACUUCUCUGGCUUAUAUACCAUUGACAAUGUAUCUGAGUAGUUUCUUGACAUCCUUAAUCAUAGAGAGACUUAACACGAAAUGGGGUCGAAAAAUCGCGUAUUCUAUUGGCGCUUUACUCGCGAUAUCCGCUUGUAUAUGGAUACAAUUCGGCAAUGAUGAUACAUACACCAAAUAUCAGAUCUAUGCUGUUGCUGUAUUGUUAGGUUCUGCUGGCGCAAUAAUGUUGGUGACCAGUCUCGGUAUUACUUCGGAUCUGAUAGGGAGAAAUACCGAGAGCGGUGCCUUUGCCUAUGGAAUUAUGAGUUUUACAGAUAAGUUAAGUAAUGGUCUAGUGGUUAUGCUCAUUCAGUAUUUGGUGAAACACUUGUCAUCUGGUUAUGCCAGUUAUUAUUAUAGAAAUAUUCUUACAUAUGUUUGCGGUGUGUCCGCGGCCUCCGCUAUGUUGAUGAUUUUAUAUAUUAAACCAUUCUCGCGUGAUAUGGUCUUCGAUACUUUACACAACGAAGAGGACGAGAGUUUUAUAGAAACUCCAAAUCCGAUCGACGGAAACUCGGACCAGCAACUGCAAACUAAUACAUAAUGUAUGCCGAUAUAUAGUUUGCAAAUAUUUUAGCACAAAAUGUGUAAGAUACAAAAAUAUAUUGAUAUUUAUUUAAAAAAAAAAAAAAAAAAGCAAUAUAUAUGCUAUGCGCGCGCUAUGAUAUGUGAUAUGUAUUGAGAGCGAAUUAUCUUUUUUAUUCGAGAUAUACGAUUGAUAUUAUCGUUGAUAUUAAUAUCAUUUAAUAUAUUUUAAUGAUGUUAUUAUAAUAUUUAUUUCUUCUGUUCUAUUUAAUGCAUUUAUUGUAAUGCGAGAUUAAUGUAAACAACUUUUUGAAUUAAAUAUUUUAAAUUUUAAAUUUAAGUACAUUAUAUUUUAUGUGAAGAAUCAUAAUGUGGAUAACAUUAGUAUUACUUUCAUAACUCUAAUGCAAUUGUCAUCUAUGCACACAUAUUACAUUCAAAAGAUAUAUACACUUGUUAUUUACGUAUAUUGCAUAUAUAUUGCAUUUCAUUAUGCAAGCGUAAAAGCAUGCAGAAGUCCCAAGUGUUAUUAUUUGAUUAUUGAUUAUUUCAAUCUGAAAUUAUCUCUUUCGUGUUUUCUCAUUUCUCUUUUGUCUCUUAUAUUCUUGAUUUCAUCUUGUAUCGAGAUAUUUUAUUUUUACUAUGAAAAUAAGUCAUUAUUAUUGUAUAACUCAAAAAUAGUAAAACAAAUGAAUUAAUAAGCAUUCUAGAUCUAUAGCUAAAUUCGAAAAAAAAUCUGUAAAGAAUUUGUUAUCAAAAUUUAUUUGCAAAUGGGUUAUCAAAUUCGAUGCAUAAUUUGAUAUUGUCAUCUUACAAAAAUAUAACAGAAUUUAACAAGAUGUAAGAGAGAAAUGAAAAACUUGCGACACAUUCUGACGCGACGAAAACUAAACAGAAUUUAUGAUUUAAUCGAUUUCACGAUCAAUUUCUCCCAUCUUAUUGCAAGAUAAUGAGAUAACGCGAUAUUAAAUAUGAAUGCGUAAUUCAUUCUACCGCAAUUCUUGCUCCAAUCUGCUGCCAAUUUUCCCUUCCGAACGGGUUUCCACUUUAGUGUGAUGGAGGGACUUAUAAUUGUAUUCAAAGGUUCAUCUGCUCAGAGAUGAACUUUUGGAUGCGACUAAGAGGAACCCUCCAAGCCAAGGCGUUAGCAACCGUGCCGAAGGCUACGUAGCGCAAGAAAAGUUGCGUCGUGAGCAGUGCCUCUUAGAUACCUGGACCGAGCAGUCCUAAAGCUUAGAGAACAAAAAGAGAGUGAUGAUGAAAUCGAGAAUGAGGAGACAAAUUGAUCAAGAUGAUCGAUUUUUCAUUAAAAUAAACCUGCACGAAGCGCCUCGAUUAUUUUAAUCAGAAGAAUGGCUGCAGGGAUAUUAUCAUCACGUACUAUUUCUUUGGCUGUUUAAAGACAAGAUUAGAUACAGAUAGAUACUAUUACAGAUAGAUUAAAUAUUUAUAAAAUAAAUUUAUCGCAAUAUUUUUCAUAUCUUCGUCUGUAUUUUUGUAUUUUUUUUUUAUAAAUAUAUAUAUUUUGCAUAUCUUUUAUAUUUUUUCAUAUCUUUACUGUCUGUAUUUUUAUAUUUUUUUUUUUAAUAUUUACACAUUAAUCUCAUUUUUCGCUCACUUGUAAAAAAGACCGCCUUAUUUUUACUUAGAAAUAAAUAAAUAAAGAAGUUUUAAAACUGCGAUAUAAUCUGAUAGAUAACAAUAAUCUUUAGUAAAUGUU